AGCUGCCACCCGGCCGCCGGGCGGGGCAGACGACACCGCCCGCGGCCGGGCACGCACCGCGCGCACACACUCUCCAAACAAUGCUCCGAGGCACCCGGCUAGGCUGCUGGCGGCUGGGCGACAGGCGGCGAGGCCGGGGGAGAGCGGCCCCGAGCCACAUCAUCAGACUCUAAUUGAUCAUGCACCCAUCCUCUGGCAGGGAAGAUCUCUGACCAGGCAAGUGUUCUGCCUUUCCAGGAAGCUGCCCUGUAAGCCACAUCUGCCUCCCCAAAGACCACGCCAGGAAGCCAGGCACAAGAUGAACCAGCACCCUGUCCACCGCUCAAGAUGCACCAGACCCUCCCAUUGAACCCCGAGAACCCAAAAAUGUCUGCGUGCAGUGACUUUGUGGAGCACAUCUGGAAGCCCGGGUCCUGCAAAAACUGCUUCUGCCUGCGCAGCGACCACCAGCUGGUGCCCAGCCGCCCCCAGCCCAGAUCUGGCAGCCUGCCCCCUCCACCUCGCCUGCCCCCCAGGCCUGAGAGCUGCCGCCCCGAAGAUGACAGCGUGAGCAGCUCGCCCUACUCCAAACCCACCAUCGCUGUGAAGCCCACCAUGAUGAGCUCCGAUGCCUCCGAUGGAUGGACAGAGGCCGGUGUGAGUGCCGACGGCUCGCAGGUCAUCUGGAGACGAGCCCCCGGCAAGCUUCCCCUCCCGAAGCAGGAAGAUGUGCCAGUAGUUUACCUGGGCAGCUUCCGUGGCAUCCAGAAGCCUGUUGGGCCCUCGGCCCCUGCAGACGGCCACCCUCGCUGCCCGCCUGCCUGUGCCAUGGUCAGCCUGCAGAGCCCAGAGCCCCGGGGGGAGCGAAACGCCGCCCUCCACCCCGUGAGCUUCCUCGAUGACAAACUUGGACGAGAAGCUAAAACCACAAUUCCUUACCAAGAGCUGACCUCCGCUCAGGAGAGCUUCCGCCAGAAACUGGCCACCUUUGCUGGGAUGACAUCUGGCUGCCACAAGGGCCCUGGGCCCCACCCCUCUGCACAGCCCCUACGGGAAUCCCUGCCCUCCGAGGAUGACAGUGAUCAAAGGUGCUCGCCCUCGGGGGACAGCGAAGGGGGAGAAUAUUGCUCCAUCCUGGACUGUUGCCCCGGGAGCCCAGGCACCGGGAAUGCCUCACAGGCCAAUGGCUCCCGACACGGACAUGGUGGUGGGGACUGCUCGCCAGCAUGCUGGGAACCCAGGAUGUUUUCAGGGCCCAUCGAAGAGGGGAAGCAGGCUUUGAGCUUCCCCAGGGAGUGCUGCAGCCAGGGCCCAACAGAGAACCCACCCCGCCUGGGCCCCAAGAAGCAGUCCCUCACGUCGGAGGCUGCCAGCUCCUCAGAUGGCCUCUCCUGCGGGAGUGCCAACAGCCGCGCCAGCAGCCCCUCGGCCCCCCACUUUGAGAGCGACUACUGUUCCCUCCUGAGGGAACCUGGGCCAGGGAAGCAGCAGGACUCUGGCUGCCGUGGGGUGGCCUCCAGCAGGUGCCUUGGGCCAACAGGGGGGUCCCAACCCCCAGCCCACCCUGGGGAGGCUGCACAGCCUGAACCCAUCUAUGCUGAGAGCACCAAGAGGAAGAAAGCUGUUCCAGUGCCUUCCAAGCCACAGGCCAAGGUGGAACAGAUGGUAGCUGCCCAGGGCCAGGUGCGGACGGCUAACACCUGGGCUCAGAAGACAGUAUCUGGCUGGGGCCAGGACAGGGAAGGCCCAGAGGUAGCCCCCCAGGUGGCAGCCACUAUCACGGUCAUGGCGGCCCACCCAGAGGAGGACCACCGCACAAUCUACCUAAGCAGCCCUGACUCCUCGGUGGGGGUGCAGUGGCCACGUGGGCCCCUGAGCCAGACCCCUCAGGCAGCCGAAGGGGAGCCUUUAUCUGGGCAGGGGCUGAGCUCGAGGGAGAGCCACCAUCAAGCUGCCAGUGAGAAUAUGCCCAAGGGGAGGCCUGCCAUCCCCCCCAAGCUGUCCAAGAGCAGCCCUGGAGGGUCCCCAGUGUCCUCCUCUGCCUCCCCACUGUCUGACCUCAGUGAAGGGAACUCAGGUGGUGGCACUGGGCUCCAGCCUCCAUCCAGGAGCCUCGCUGACCCUGCUUCCUCCUGCCGAGCCAAGGGAGUCCCUACCAGUGACUCUGUCAAGGGCCCCCCGCCCGCCACCACCACAUCAGCCUUGGACCAGAGGCGGCCCUGGUACCAGACUGGGGCCUGGAGUCGCCAGUGCCGGAUAGAGGAAGAGGAGGAGGUGGAGCAGGACUUGUUAAGUCAAAGCUGGGGAAGAGAGGUGGAAAAUGGCCCCACGGACCCCUCGAACUCCUCUACCUGGCACCGUCUCCGCCCUACAGACAGCUCCUCUGGGCAGAACAGCAAAAUCGGGACCGGGAUGAGCAAAUCGGCAUCCUUUGCCUUUGAGUUCCCCAAGGACAGAAGUGGGAUUGAGGCAUUCUCACCUCCCCCACCGCCUCCAAAGUCGCGGCACCUUUUAAAAAUGAACAAGAGCAGCUCUGAUUUGGAGAAGGUGAGCCAGGGCUCCGCCGAGAGCCUCAGCCCCUCCUUCCGGGGUGUCCACGUCGGCUUCACCACAGGCUCCACAGACAGCCUGGCCUCCGACUCCAGGACCUGCAGUGAUGGAGGCCCGUCGUCUGAGCCGACUCACUCGCCCACCAACAGCGGGAAGAAGCUCUUUGCCCCUGUUCCAUUCCCUUCGGGCUCUACAGAGGAUGUGUCCCCCAGCGGCCCCCUGCAGCCCCCACCUCUCCCCCAGAAGAAGUUAGUGAGCCGGGCAGCCUCUUCGCCAGAUGGCUUCUUCUGGACCCAAGGUUCCCCCCAGCCAGGAACAGCAAGUCCCAAGCUGAACCUCAGCCACUCGGAAACUAAUGUCUGUGUCCACGAAGAGUCCCACUUCAGCCACUCCUCGGGCCCCGGCAACCGCCACCAUCACAUCUCCACUUCUGAGCCUCUGGAGAAAACUUUCAAAGGCAAUGGCCACUGGGGCCUGGCACCAGGGCUGGCCGGCAGCAAAAGCCUCCAGGGCAAAGGGGUCUCCUCUGCCUCAUCAUCCCAGCUGAGUGUGUCCAGCCAGGCCUCCACGGGCAGCACCCAGCUCCAGCUGCACAGCCUCCUAGGCAGCAUCAGCAGCAAGGAGGGCACCUACGCCAAGCUGGGAGGGCUCUAUGCCCAGUCCCUGGUCCGCCUUGUGGCCAAGUGUGAGGACCUCUUCAUGGGCGGCCAGAAAAAGGAGCUGCACUUCAGCGAGAAUAACUGGUCCCUUUUCAAGCUGACCUGUAACAAACCCUGCUGUGACUCAGGGGACGCCAUUUAUUACUGUGCCACCUGCUCCGAGGACCCUGGCAGCACCUACGCUGUGAAAAUCUGCAAAACCCCUGAGCCCAAAACAGCCUCAUACUGCAGCCCUUCGGUGCCUGUGCACUUCAACAUCCAGCAGGACUGCGGCCACUUUGUCGCUUCGGUGCCCUCCAGCAUGCUCACCUCUCCCGAUGCACCCAAGGACCCUCUGUCUGCCCUGCCCUCACAUCCCCCUGCCCAGGAGCAGGACUGCGUGGUGGUCAUCACCCGAGAGGUGCCCCACCAGACUGCCUUGGACUUUGUGCGGGGCUCAGCCACCAGCCAUCAGUCUGAGCCUGAGGUGUACGAGCGCCGCGUGUGCUUCCUCCUCCUGCAGCUCUGCAAUGGGUUGGAGCAUCUGAAGGAGCACGGGAUCAUCCACCGAGACCUGUGCCUGGAGAACCUGCUGCUGGUGCAUUGCACCCCCCAGGCCUCCCCUGCUCAUCCCACCCCUCCUGUCUCCUCUGCCGCCUCCAGCACCCCUCUCACCACCACAUCCCCUGCCCCUGCUGCUACUCCCUCUUCUGGCCCCUCUCCCACCCCUCCAGCUGCCCCUGCCUGUCAGGGAGGGCCCAGUGAGAAGCACUUGCCCCGACUCAUCAUCAGCAACUUCCUGAAGGCCAAGCAGAAGCCUGGAGGCACCACCAACCUGCAGCAGAAAAAGAGCCAGGCCCGGCUGGCCCCCGAGAUCGUGUCUGCCUCCCAGUACCGCAAGUUUGAUGAGUUCCAAACGGGCAUCCUCAUCUAUGAGCUGCUCCACCAGCCCAACCCAUUCGAGGUACGGGCCCAGCUUCGGGAACAGGACUAUCGGCAGGAAGACUUGCCCCCCCUGCCCGCCCUGUCCCUCUACUCGCCCGGCCUGCAGCAGCUCGCUCAUCUGCUGCUGGAGGCCGACCCCAUCAAGCGCAUCCGCAUCGGAGAGGCCAAGCGCGUGCUGCAGUGCCUGCUGUGGGGGCCCCGGCGGGAGCUGGUGGAGCAGCCGGGCACCUCGGAGGAGGUGCUGUGCACCACACUGAACAAUUGGAUUGACAUGAAGCGGGCCCUGAUGAUGAUGAAGUUCGCGGAGAAGGCGGUGGACCGCCGGCGAGGGGUGGAGCUGGAGGACUGGCUUUGCUGCCAGUAUCUGGCAUCAGCGGAGCCCGGAGCCCUUUUACAAUCCCUGAAGCUCCUGCAGCUUCUGUGAGGCAGCCCCCGCCCACCUCCAUGCCUGACCCUCUUCCUGACCCUUGUGCCCUGCCUUGUCUUGGAAACAUCUGUAUCUCCCUGAAAAAUGGUACAAAUGACUGUCGUACUUGGAUGUAAUAUAUAUAUAUAUAUAAAAUAUAUGAAUACAAAA
Molecule: messenger RNA, 4689 nt
Organism: Camelus dromedarius (Arabian camel)
Lineage: Eukaryota; Metazoa; Chordata; Mammalia; Artiodactyla; Camelidae
Gene: PRAG1
Product: PEAK1 related, kinase-activating pseudokinase 1
Exons: 6
Coding region: 328-4536 (1402 amino acids)
Biological process (GO): protein phosphorylation
Molecular function (GO): ATP binding; protein kinase activity
Source: RefSeq, a predicted model, not a curated record